GCAGUUCUCAGCAUUCGUCUGUUGAGCUGUUUGGUGCUGAGGCGGUGUUUGUGCUCCGACUACUGAUUUACAUGCUUCGUCUAUUCGUUUACAGGGAAACCACGGCUUAUUUUUAUUAUUAUCAUUAUUAUUAUUAUUGUAUUUAGUCCACAGGAGUACAGUAUAUUGUUUUUUUUUUCUUUUAAGAGACGUCAUGUUUAAGAAAAAGCAGCAGUUUGUAUAUAAUAUGGAGAAAUCUGGAGCAGAAAAGAUGGCGUUUUAACCUGUUCAUGGAGGUGAAUGCAAAUGUUCAUGAUAUAAUCCAUAUACUGUUACGGGAAAGCUGUGCGAACAAGGAUUAAGGACUUUUUUUUUUAAGAACAUUUCUACCAAGUCUGCCUUGAGCAUCUUCUUAUGACCGUCGUCAUCCGCAGCCGAAAGCGUCAGGUUAAGACUACUGGUAUUGAACCCCUACUACUGAACCGUUCCCGUCAGGUUCUGUCAGAGGACAGCGGAAAGAAAUGGGGAACAGCUUUUCCAACAUCUCUGCCUUCCAGUCCCUCCACAUCGUGAUGCUGGGGCUGGAUUCGGCCGGAAAGACGACCGUCCUCUACAGGCUGAAGUUCAACGAGUUUGUGAACACUGUACCUACGAUCGGUUUCAACACAGAGAAGAUCAAGCUGAGCAAUGGUGCAGCGAAGGGCAUCAGCUGUCAUUUCUGGGACGUCGGCGGCCAAGAGAAGCUUCGUCCGCUCUGGAAAUCGUACAGCCGAUGCACGGAUGGCAUCAUCUACGUGGUGGACUCGGUGGAUGUAGACCGACUCGAGGAGGCCAAGACUGAGCUGCACAAGGUUACCAAAUUUGCAGAGAACCAAGGAACACCGCUGCUGGUUAUCGCCAACAAGCAGGAUCUGCCCAGGUCUCUGCCCGUGGCCGAUAUAGAGAAGCAGCUGGCGCUCAACGAGUUGACCCCGUCCACCGCGUACCACGUUCAGCCUGCUUGUGCCAUCAUCGGCGAAGGGCUUCACGAAGGUAUGGAUAAACUGUACGAGAUGAUUGUGAAGCGAAGAAAAGCCCUAAAGCAGAAAAAGAAGCGAUAAACUUUGGCUUUAAGGAACUAUUCCCCCUCAUUCAUGCCUUUCUGCAAGCCUGGGGCUUAUCGUCACGUGCCAACGCAGCGAUGCGCCGAUUAUUGGAUUAUUGAUCGAUUCGGGCAGUUUUCAGUUGGACUUAUGUUGCAGACUCUGUAUGGCUUGCUGGGUGGUUUCAAGCCACAGAGAACUUACAGGAAAAAAAAACUUGUUACAAUGAAAAAAGGGCUGGUUCCCUUUUCUGCUGCUGUUGACUUACUGUGCAAGUAGCCUCGUCGUCAUACUGAAGGAGCUCUCUACUUUAGCACUGUGAAGAAUUACGAACGUUACCGUUUUUGUUCGUGGGAUGCUUGAUUUUUCUCUCUCUCUCUCUCUCUCUCUCUCUCUCUCUCUCUCUCUCUCUCUCUCUCUCUCUCUCUCUCUCUCUCUCUGACGACCGGCUCGAAGCAUUACUGUGUGUAUCACAAUAAUAAUGUUGCCUAAAUCCUUUACGAGUAACUCCAUUUGGGAUUGGUUCUGACCUGUGUGAGACUGAAGGUUAACAGUUUAAACCUGCUUUUUAGGAGUCUGGGACUUUAUGAGGUCAUGGACACAUCCAGGUUUAUGAAGACAGUUAAGAACAUGACGUGUGGUGGACGGUGUUUACCAUUUCCGUGCUUGCAACCUCAGUCCACCACUUAGCACUUUUCCUUACCAAAACCCGUAGUGAGUUUCAACACUGUAUUGCAAAACUAAAAAUUAUUGUAUUACACAGUAAAAAGAUGAAUUCUGAAGUAUUUUUCAAUUAAAAUAUAUUGAGAAAAUUCUA
Messenger RNA from Tachysurus fulvidraco (yellow catfish), 1878 nucleotides. RefSeq names its product ADP-ribosylation factor-like 4Cb (gene arl4cb). Gene Ontology annotation, molecular function: GTP binding; GTPase activity. Bases 501 to 1079 code for a protein of 192 amino acids. Lineage: Eukaryota; Metazoa; Chordata; Actinopteri; Siluriformes; Bagridae. Gene Ontology annotation, biological process: intracellular protein transport; endocytic recycling. The record is from RefSeq and is a predicted model, not a curated record. The transcript has a single exon. Gene Ontology annotation, cellular component: cytoplasm.